Messenger RNA from Gorilla gorilla gorilla (western lowland gorilla), 3450 nucleotides. RefSeq names its product cytidine and dCMP deaminase domain containing 1 (gene CDADC1). The record is from RefSeq and is a predicted model, not a curated record. The transcript is spliced from 10 exons. The coding region runs from base 176 to 1720 and encodes 514 amino acids. Lineage: Eukaryota; Metazoa; Chordata; Mammalia; Primates; Hominidae. Gene Ontology annotation, molecular function: zinc ion binding; dCMP deaminase activity. Gene Ontology annotation, cellular component: cytoplasm.
AUGACGUCACACGAGGAGCCCUGAAGUGGCGGUCAAGCUUGAGGCGUCAUCCGGCUGCGCCUAGUGGGCCGUUGCCUUACAGUUGCUGAGGGCAGGCGAGAGGCGGGGGCGCUAGGGCCGAGAUCAUGUCUGACUGGGAGAGGUUUCCUUGGCAGCAGAGGACGCUAGGUUUGGGAUGAAAGAAGCUGGGCAGAUGCAAAAUCUGGAGAGCGCGAGGGCCGGGCGGUCAGUCAGCACCCAGACUGGCAGCAUGACCGGUCAGAUACCAAGGCUUUCUAAAGUCAACCUUUUCACUCUGCUCAGCCUCUGGAUGGAGCUCUUUCCAGCAGAAGCCCAGCGGCAAAAAUCUCAGAAAAAUGAAGAGGGAAAGCAUGGACCCUUAGGAGAUAAUGAAGAGAGGACCAGAGUAUCUACUGACAAAAGACAGGUAAAGAGAACUGGUCUUGUGGUGGUGAAAAACAUGAAAAUUGUUGGUCUCCACUGUUCUAGUGAAGAUUUACAUGCCGGGCAGAUUGCUCUUAUUAAACAUGGGUCAAGGCUGAAAAACUGUGAUCUUUAUUUUUCCAGAAAACCAUGUUCUGCUUGUUUGAAAAUGAUUGUAAAUGCUGGAGUUAACCGAAUUUCAUAUUGGCCUGCUGAUCCAGAAAUAAGUUUGCUUACGGAGGCUUCUAGUUCUGAAGAUGCAAAGUUAGAUGCCAAAGCAGUGGAAAGAUUGAAGUCAAACAGUCGGGCCCAUGUGUGUGUCUUACUUCAGCCUUUGGUGUGUUAUAUGGUGCAGUUUGUAGAGGAGACCUCUUACAAAUGUGACUUUAUUCAAAAAAUUACAAAAACAUUGCCGGAUGCUAACACUGACUUUUAUUAUGAAUGUAAACAAGAAAGAAUAAAAGAAUAUGAAAUGUUAUUUUUGGUUUCAAAUGAAGAAAUGCAUAAGCAAAUACUGAUGACUAUAGGUUUGGAGAACCUGUGUGAAAAUCCAUACUUUAGCAAUCUAAGGCAAAACAUGAAAGACCUUAUCCUACUUUUGGCCACAGUAGCUUCCAGUGUGCCGAACUUUAAACACUUCGGAUUUUACCGUAGCAAUCCAGAACAGAUUAAUGAAAUUCACAAUCAAAGUUUGCCACAGGAAAUUGCAAGGCACUGCAUGGUUCAGGCCAGGUUAUUGGCAUAUCGAACUGAGGAUCAUAAAACAGGAGUUGGGGCAGUCAUUUGGGCAGAAGGGAAAUCUAGAAAUUGUGAUGGAACAGGUGCCAUGUACUUUGUAGGAUGUGGUUACAAUGCUUUUCCUGUUGGAUCUGAAUAUGCUGACUUCCCUCACAUGGAUGACAAGCAGAAAGACAGAGAAAUAAGGAAAUUCAGAUACAUCAUACAUGCGGAACAGAAUGCCUUGACAUUUAGGUGUCAAGAAAUAAAACCAGAAGAAAGAAGCAUGAUUUUUGUGACAAAGUGCCCAUGUGAUGAGUGUGUACCUUUAAUUAAAGGUGCAGGCAUAAAACAAAUCUAUGCAGGAGAUGUAGAUGUUGGAAAAAAGAAGGCAGACAUCUCUUACAUGAGGUUCGGGGAGCUUGAAGGUGUUAGCAAAUUUACGUGGCAGCUGAAUCCAUCAGGAGCUUAUGGUCUUGAACAAAAUGAGCCUGAAAGGAGAGAAAAUGGUGUGUUGAGACCUGUCCCACAGAAGGAAGAGCAGCACCAGGACAAGAAGCUGCGCCUCGGAAUCCACUAAGAAGGCCUGUCUACACUGCAGGGGAACCUCAAGAACUUUUCAUUGCACUUCUAAAAUUCAGCCUUGUUCAUUCAGAAAAUAAGGAUGGAUUUUGUGAAUAAUUGAAAAGAUUUUUUAAGGAAGCUAAUUUAUUUCUAGGAUACAAAUGGUGUUAAUAAGAAUAUUUGUCUUUUAGAUUUAUGUGUGGGUUUUGCAUAAUGUAGUAGUGUGUUAUUUUAUUACACGAAAUGAGGGAGCAAUAACUUAAACCAAUGUAAUCACCAACAUGGACUGAUUUCUAUUUAUCUUGACUUUAUAUUAGCCAGUUUGAAAGGGUCUGCUUCACAAGAGGUCAUGCCUCUGCAGGGAAUCGCACACCUUUUGAGAAAUAUUAAUUCUUUUGAAUUACAAGAGUGACAGUUAGUAAACUGCUCCAGGGAAAUAAGUGUCAUCUUUUAAGAGUCAGUGUAUAGCAAACCAAAAGGUCACAUUUAUACCCAAAGCUUUCUAGUAAUCAGAAUUUACUUAAUUAGAAUUGACUCAUAAAAAUAAAGUUAGUGGACUUGGUCUCCAUUUUUAAAGUAUAUUUUGUAAAUGUUAAUUCUGUGGUCCUGUUUAUCACAGACUUUGGGUAGCAAUAGGAAGAGAGUGUUAUUCUGAGACAGUGUCGCUGCUUGAUAUCACUGACUCUUGAAAUCACUAACAGUGAACCUCAAAUUUGGUUAUGAUGUUAACAGAGAAGAAAGAUUUGAGUCUGGAAUAUUGAAACUAGCUUUCCUAGAAUUCCAUUAAUAAAUGCUGCUCCCCCAUAUAGUCUUCCCUUCUGUAUAAUUAACAUAGGUUGUCUCAUGGCUUUGAUCUUCAAAAGGAAGAGCCUUUUAAAAACAUUUGCCAACCUCAAGAAUAAAUACUGAAAGUCUUGAAAGUAUGGUCAUUUCAGCUAUUCCAGAUUGCUGUCUGUGAUUUCUCACAUUUUUAUUUGCUGAGAAACAUUCAGAAAAUUAUUCCAGAAAUGAAGGUACAUUUUCUGUUCUCUCCUAGGUUAGAGAGGGGUGGCCUGGGGUGCUUCAUGAGAAAUGUCUCCCUGGAUCUGCGGUGGUCAGGUUUGCCUCUGCUUUUGUUCCCUGCCUUUCCACCACAUCACACGGCCUCACUGGGCUUCCUACCAGUUUCUCAGAAUUACACGCAUGACCAUCCAAACAUUGGCUCCAUGCCAGGUUUGUGACUGCAGCCUGUGUAGGACCAUGGGGAGUUCAGCGUCAUCAUACAAGGCAGCCAAGAACUGCCAUAAACACUACACAGAUGGGGAGGGCAUGGGAUAGGACAGGAGAGGAGGUGAUGUACACUUAGAGGUAACUAAGGCUAGUUUGAAAACCGUGAGUUAAGAUAUUCUUAUCAGUAUAAAAACACUGAGAUUGCUUACCUCCCAAAUUGCUUUAUUAUAUUAACUCUCAUGCUUCAGCUCUUAGAUUUGUUGUUUCUAACUAACAUGUCAUGUACACCAAACAUUUUACAAAUCAAUCAGUAAAUAUUUUGUCAGACCCAAAAUCCUGGCAUACUGCCAGGUCUGUGGAUUUGCCUGUUGGGUGUUGGGAUGGGAUAUCAGAGGAAGAAGCAUACAAGUGGGAAAAACUGUGAUUAGAAAGGGAAAAAUAGGCAUUUCCACAGUACUAUUAACAGAGGCAUGAUAAUGCCAUUUUUUUCCUUCUGUACAACUGGUCAGAUUUCAAUAAAUAAUCAUUGAUGGUUUA